This is a messenger RNA of Durusdinium trenchii, 627 nucleotides long. The record is from the annotation of a GenBank genome assembly. NCBI's taxonomy places the organism in Eukaryota, Dinophyceae, Suessiales, Symbiodiniaceae.
GUCACCCAAGCAUCUUAUGUUUCUUUGACCAAACAUCUCCUGCAAUCAGUGCCUCUGAGCGAACCUUGAUCAAACGAUGCUGAGAAGAUUGGCGCCAGGCAUUGCCCGCACGUGGGCACCUUCAACAGGCUUCUCCCGUCCGGGCCUUGCUGGUGUGCAAUUCUUGGGACGUUGGCAUCGUUCAGUUGCGGACGAGAACGCCGAGAAGAUCAGCUUUCACUUCAAGCAACGGGACGGCUCUCGAAAGACUGUCACAGUGCCUUCGGGGACAACGGUGCUGGAAGCGGCGCAUCUAAACCAGGUGGAUCUGGAGGGCGCUUGUGAAGCGUCCUUGGCAUGCUCGACUUGCCACGUGAUUUUGACCGCAGACGACUACAAGAAGUAUGGGGAGCCCACGGAGAAGGAAGAGGAUUUGCUGGACCUGGCCCCCUGCUUGACGCCGACUUCACGCUUGGCGUGCCAGGUGGUCGUCGACGAACGGCUGAAGGACCAGGAGGUCUCAUUACCUGCGAUGACCUUGAACUUCUACGUGGAUGGGCAUGUGCCAACUCCCCACUGAGCGUGCCUGGACGCGGGCAGUGCUGAGGAUACGGUAGAUGUUGAUGGAAGCUGCGAGGUUGAAAGACA